UUGUGCGCGGGCCUUGCCAUCAUCAUUGGCGAAUACAAUAUCUCACUCGCAAUAAUGCGUCGCGACUAUUACUCGCCUAAUCGCAAGAGUUGGUGGGAUGGAUUUGACCGCCUUGGAGCCCCUGCCGAGCUCGCUGCCGCCAUGUCUGCCCGACGGUAUCACAUCGUUGCGUACCAGCUACGAGAAUUUCCCGAUAAUGGAGUUAGCAUCGUCUAUGGUACACCGUUGAUUAAUGUGUUUAAGCUCGGUGAUCAGCACCUUCUCAACAUCAUGGUUCAACAUCUCGACUCUCCCCGCCUUAACCAACAGAGUAACAUCCAACGAAGGAAUAUCCUCUUCCAGUCCAGCCAAAACAAUGCCUUUCCAGUCCAUAAAGCGAUGCUUUGUGCGAUUAGCUACAAUCAACUAAAUAUGACCACCGUUCUUCUUCAGCUGUACACGAAGUAUAUCCGCUGUGUGGAAGAUAGCGAACUCAACGACUGGCUGGAGGCUGCCGUAGAUCAGGGCAACGUGGCGAUGGUGCACGCUCUGGCUAAGAUGCCUUGCAACUCCUGGUUCAAAAUUCGAUUUCCUCUCAUGGGUUGGAUUUGCGAGACUGGCGACUAUGAUCUCGUCUCCGCUGCUUUCAGGCUGACAUCUCUCCAACUUACACAUGGAUCUUCUGCUCAGAAUCCGCUCCAUAUCGCGGUCCGGUCCAGCUAUGCGGACUCCGUUCGAGCCCUGGUCGAUACUGGAAGAGUCAAAAUCAAUGCCCUAGUCAGCUCUAAUAUCCCGAGGUACUCUCGCGGUUCCAUCAUCACCCUAGAUGUAGCUGUCUACCAUGGCCACGUCGCAGUGAUACAGUACCUCAUCUCUCAAGGCGCGGUCCUUGCCGACAAGAUGCCUUCUAAGGAGGUUCCUGGCUAUAUAUAUAAGCUCCUUCGCCAGGCUUCCAUCGAUCGCAACAAUGGAAAGACCUUCAAGGUUGAAUACGGGCAGUGGAAGAACCUAGGCCGCGAAGAGCGUAAUUACAUGAUGGGAAUAUAG
Molecule: messenger RNA, 1026 nt
Organism: Cucurbitaria berberidis CBS 394.84
Lineage: Eukaryota; Fungi; Ascomycota; Dothideomycetes; Pleosporales; Cucurbitariaceae
Exons: 1
Molecular function (GO): protein binding
Source: RefSeq, a predicted model, not a curated record